Messenger RNA from Gavialis gangeticus (Gharial), 1979 nucleotides. RefSeq names its product SAP30 binding protein (gene SAP30BP). Gene Ontology annotation, biological process: regulation of DNA-templated transcription. Bases 8 to 949 code for a protein of 313 amino acids. The record is from RefSeq and is a predicted model, not a curated record. The transcript has 11 exons. Lineage: Eukaryota; Metazoa; Chordata; Crocodylia; Gavialidae. Gene Ontology annotation, cellular component: nucleus.
GGGAAAGAUGGCGUCGGCUAAGCGGAGCGUCCUGUCGUCGCUGGCGGUUUACGCGGAGGACUCCGAGCCCGAGUCCGACAGCGAGGCGGGCGCGACAGGCAGCGAUGGCGUCGCGGCGGGCGAGGAGAAGGGCGGCCUCGUGUCCGAGGGCUACGGCGAGGACGACUUCUCCCGCCUCGAGGGCGACGAGGACGGCUACGAGGAGGACGACGACGACAAUAGCCGGCAGUCGGAAGAUGACGAUUCAGAGACUGAGAAACCUGAGGCUGGUGACCUAAAGGAGUUUGCAGAAUUAGAGAAGAGAGAUCCCCAGGAGCUAGUUGCCUCCUUCUCCGAGAGAGUAAGGAACAUGUCUCCUGAUGAGAUAAAAAUCCCUCCAGAGCCCCCAGGCAGAUGUUCCAACCAACUGCAGGACAAAAUUCAGAAGCUGUAUGAAAGAAAGAUGAAAGAGGGCAUGGACAUGAACUACAUCAUUCAGAGGAAGAAGGAGUUUCGCAACCCCAGCAUCUAUGAAAAGCUGAUCCAGUUUUGUUCAAUUGAUGAACUAGGGACAAACUAUCCAAAAGACAUGUUUGACCCUCAUGGAUGGUCAGAGGAUUCCUACUAUGAAGCACUAGCCAAAGCCCAGAAGAUUGAAAUGGACAAAUUGGAAAAGGCUAAGAAGGAGCGCACUAAGAUUGAGUUUGUGACUGGCACUAAGAAGGGUACCACAACAAAUGCUUCAUCUACUACAACCACAACAGCCAGCACUGCUGUUGGAGGUAAAGACGCGCAGAAAAGGAAGAGCAAGUGGGACUCAGCCAUACCAGUAACAACAAUAGCUCAGCCCACCAUCCUCACCACCACCGCAACACUGCCUGCUGUUGUCACAGUAACGACCAGUGCCAGUGGAUCCAAAACUACAGUCAUCUCUGCUGUUGGCACCAUAGUGAAAAAAGCAAAGCAAUGACAAGUGCAAUGGACCUUGACCUGGGUUUCCAGGCUGAACUAAUUGAAGGCACUGUCCUUGUAAAUGAGGGAGGGGAUCACUCUUAUUCCCUCAGUACAAAAUGACAAGACUCUUUUUCCCCCCAAAUGGACCACAACUCCCAUUAAGGGAGCGAGCAGGGUUGUGUGCAGCCAUUCUGUCUAUGUGCACAUGGGACUGUGACCUUCGUGAAAAGGAGUUUCUCUUUCUCUUUUCAGGAAUAACUGGUCACUGUGCUGCGGGGAAGCAGUGUAUGAUGUCAGCUUGUAAACUUUAGCUUUAUGGCAUUAACAAUGCUGAUAUGGCAUGGGGUUCUUCUCCCUGUUGGAAGUCUAGUUUAAACCAAGUACAGGGGGGACAUACCAGUGUUGUUCCCUUGCAUCCCAGACAGUCUUUUAAAGGCUGCUUCCCUGUGACUCAGUCUCCCCCAACACUUACUCACUCUGCUUCAAAGAAACCAAAGCAGAGGUCUGAUCAAUGUUUCUGCGCACAGGCAUAGCUGAGAUGUGAGUAACAAUCUACAUGUAUAAAUGCAGGCUCCUUUUUCCCUCAGUGAUACUCACAUCUGUAACCUUUGUGCAUACCCAUGUACGUUUCUGGUUCUGUGAUCAAGUGUUAAAAGCAUUGAAGCUUUGUUAAAGUGAAAUCUAGUCAGUCUUACUAGUCUUUUGCAGAGAUGGAGAUUCCUAUGCAGAACCUGUACUGUCUAGAUGUCUUACACUGUAGAUGUGAACUCAGAAUGCACCAUUUGGAGAGAGCUGCAGAGAGAAACUGUCCCAUCACCAUGGAGUGAGCUUGGAUACCAGAUUGUCAAAAAGUAGUCGAGACAUAAAAGCUGUGGCAUGUCUGUAUCUGUGUGGUAGAUGGUGAUACAAACUGUGAAGUGUGCAUUACAGUUACUGCUUGCCCCCACUGUUGCAAAAAGGAUGCUGUCAGUUGAUAAUUUUAUUGUAUAAGCCUUCUUACCCAUGUUGCUAAAACUUGAUUAUAAAAAUGGAAAAACUCAAAUCUU